AUGGCGUCUCAGUCGAAGCUCGUUUUGCCGGGCGACCGCACUCUCCGCAGUAUGGUCUCUCAGCUUACCAGCCUCUACGUCUCAAACCGCACACGUAUCACCCGCGCUGUUUGGAUAACACUGUUCGCUGCUCUUGCCAAUCGAAUACGUCUUGCUAUUUCUGAGCAAAAGGCAGCUUCGGCGCGUGAAGCUGCGCAGCGCGCUGCCCGUCGCGGUACUACCUCGAGUGGAAGUGAGGAAACGCCACGGAAGAAAGUCGAGCUGAAUCGCGAAUUCUUUCGAUCGCUAUUACGAUUACUUAAGAUAGUUGUUCCUGGAUGGCGCAGCAAAGAAUCGAGGCUGUUGAUGAGCCAUAGCUUCUUCUUGGUUCUCAGAACUUUGAUCAGUCUUCGCGUUGCCGAAAUGGACGGCGCCAUAGUAAAGGCUCUAGUGAAGGGCAACGGAAAGGAAUUCCUCAAGCGCAUAGUGUGGUGGAUGUUGAUUGCGGUUCCCGCAACCUUUACCAAUUCUAUGCUAUCAUACCACCAAGCCGAACUAUCACUCAAAUAUAGAUCCCGGCUCACACAACAUAUACAUGACAAAUAUCUAUCCAAUCUGACCUUUUACGGCAUCUCGGCUUUAGACGAUCGAAUAAAGAACCCCGAUCAGUUGAUCGCGGUUGAUGUUUCCAAGUUUUCCAAUAGUUUGGCAGAAUUGUAUAGCAACUUGGCUAAACCACUACUGGACAUGACUAUAUACACGUGGUCUCUAUCAAAGAGUGUUGGUGGAGAAGGUGUCGUCUUCAUGUCACUUCUUGUACAGCUAUCCGCCAAUGUGAUGAGGGCACUGACUCCGCCAUUUGGAAAAUAUGUUGCCGACGAAGCCAGACUAGAGGGCGAGUUUCGCUUCCAACACUCACGCCUCAUCGACUACAGCGAGGAAAUUGCUCUAUACGGUGGCCAUAACGCUGAGAAGGACACGCUGGACAAGGGCUACUUCACCCUCAUCAAGCAUGUCAACUAUAUCCUUCGACGACGGUUCUAUCACGGGUUCAUGGAGGACUUUGUCAUCAAGUAUUUCUGGGGUGCACUUGGUCUGAUGCUUUGCAGUGUCCCCGUCUUCAUCAAGAUGCCGGGUCAUAUCGCAAUGAACAUGGGCGACCGAACAGAGGCCUUUGUCACCAACAGACGAAUGCUCCUUUCUGCCUCCGACGCUUUCGGACGUAUCAUGUUCUCUUACAGGGAGGUAAUGGAGCUGGCAGGAUACACAUCGCGAGUCGCUACUCUCCUAGAUGUGAUGGACGAUGUUCAGUCUGGCCACUUCGAGAAGAAGCUCGUGUCAUCCUCCGGCGUGGAAGGUAACGAGGCGGUGCUUAAAGGGCGUGGAACUGUCCACGAAAGCAACGAUAUCACCUUUGUUGAUGUGCCUAUCAUCUCCCCCAACGGAGAUGUACUAAUCAAGGCGCUGUCCUUCACGCUCAGGCAUGGUGACCAUUUGCUUGUUGUUGGACCCAACGGCUGUGGCAAGUCAUCUCUCUUCCGAAUUCUUGGUGGCCUUUGGCCUGUAUAUGGAGGCACCGUCCACAAGCCCCCCUUUCACGCCAUCUUUUACAUUCCUCAACGCCCAUAUCUAUCUCGAGGCUCUCUCCGACAGCAGAUCAUUUACCCCGACUCCCUCCGACAGAUGCGCGCUCGUGGCGUUACCGAUACAGACCUCCUUGAGUAUCUCAAGAUCCUCGGCCUCGAGCAUCUCCCCGGAUUAUACGAUGAAGGCUGGGAUGCUGAAGCUGAGUGGCGCGAUGUUCUUUCUGGCGGUCUUCAACAGCGUGUAGCCAUGGCGCGCCUCUUCUACCACCGCCCCAAAUACGCUAUCCUUGACGAAUGUACCAGCAGUGUCACCCUUGAUACGGAGAAGGCUAUGUACGACACAGCAAAGGCAUUGGGCGUCACUCUUAUGACUGUCAGCCAUCGUCGAAGCUUAUGGAAGUACCACUCACACAUUCUCCAAUUCGAUGGUCAGGGUAACUACGUCUUUACUAAACUUGAUGCCGACCGACGUCUUAAACUCGAAGAUGAGAAGGAGGAACUUGAGGUUCGACUACGCCAAGUACCUGAGCUCGAGCGUCGCAUUGCUGAGUUAACAGCCGCCUAA
Messenger RNA from Fusarium sp. VM40, 2130 nucleotides. The record is from the annotation of a GenBank genome assembly. NCBI's taxonomy places the organism in Eukaryota, Fungi, Ascomycota, Sordariomycetes, Hypocreales, Nectriaceae.